AGAUUAUUUUGCCUAAGCAUGAAGAAAACAAAAAGAGCAUUGUUCACGUAUGCACACUGGCAUUAAAUCAGGCAGCAAGCUAGAAGUAUACACUGUGAAUUGAACGUGCUUGAUGAAGUCACCUUGUUCAUUUUGUCUUUGAUUAUACCCGAUGCCUUCUCAUCCCCAGCCUGCAGGCCCGCCUGCAGCUCUCUUCGUCGAGCGACCCAGCUCGUCGAAGCGAACGCGAGAGGUGGUGUUUCCCUCGGACAUGGUCAAAGCGCGUAGGACACAGCAUUUCGGCGACAUAGACGAUGAGUUUGCGCGAAAGCAGAUAUCGAGAAACUUCUUUGAUCCACCCAGUAAGGCAACGCACACUCUUCGGAAUCAAAACGAGCUCGCAAACCCGCACGACGACCAGUUGUAUGACAACGACGAUGCUUUUGUUGAAGAUCAUGACAGUGUUGAAGUGAUCUACAGCGACGCAGAAGUGAUGUUCUUGGGUGGGAGAGAGGCUGGACGAGCACUGGAACACGACGAGACGAUGGAUCGGCCAGCAAGAGAUUUCUUACCGUGGGAGCUUGGUGGUGAAGGUCGUGGGCGUGAAGGAAGAAAUUCUAGAAGGUAAACGGAUCAAAUUCAGUUUCGUGUAUGUGCUAGCGCUAGGCGCAUAAUCUCUAGUAGUAGCGCUUUCCUCGUCUUCAUUGUCCUUCGCCUUUGAUGUGAGUGCCCUAGUUGACCACUUCAUCACCACACCAGAUCCCGAGGAGCUGCUCCUGUAUCACCAGCAACCUCCUCUUCGCGACAUCAAUAUGUAGCAAGUGGCACACUCCCGUCCACGCCUGCCUCCGGUGCGCCGAACACCUCCCCGAGUACCACAC
Molecule: messenger RNA, 860 nt
Organism: Amoebophrya sp. A25
Lineage: Eukaryota; Dinophyceae; Syndiniales; Amoebophryaceae
Source: the annotation of a GenBank genome assembly